Molecule: messenger RNA, 2309 nt
Organism: Cladocopium goreaui
Lineage: Eukaryota; Dinophyceae; Suessiales; Symbiodiniaceae
Source: the annotation of a GenBank genome assembly
AUGUCUCGGCCCCAAUACGACCCAUUGAUGGAUGAGAUCUUUGCGAUAUCAUCUGGGGAGGAGCUCUCCCGGGAACCACUAGUCUCACCAAAGUACGUGAUGCGAGCUGCAGAGAUUCUUGCGGUGGACCUUCUAGAAGAGAGUUUCCUGGUGCCUGUGCUGAAGACGUUGCUUCCGUCCUUGAGCAACGCUUACCAAAGUGGAUGUUUGGAAGAGGACCCGUGCACGGUCUGCGAAUUUGGCUACGCUUUCCAGGAACUACCUUCGUCGCUGUCUCUUCUGGCCAAAGAGCGCCAAGCCCAACGGCAGGUUGCGCCGGAACAUCCAGAACGGGCAUGUGAGGAAUGCGGUGGCGAACCCAUUGACUAUUGCCCUGCGUGUGAGGGAGUUUUUUGCCGUGGCUGCUUUCAGCGCUUGCAUUGCAGAGGGCGCCGGGCUGAGCAUCUUCGGCUUGAUCUCUCCAUGGCAGGUUUCAAAAUGAAAUCCAAUGUCGAGACGAUGCAGAACCAGGUUGUCAAUGUGCAGUGGCAUCCCUUCCAUGAUGAUCAUGGCAUUCGAUACUACUACAACUUUGAAACACAUCGGCUGCUGCGACUGCAGCUGAUGUGCAUCGAACGGUCCUGUGCCAAGCUGCUGUUUGUUCGUGAUGCCAUGGCAGCAGCAAAGUUGUCCGCACCAAGUGCCCGCCGUGUCUAUCCGCGGGUCUCUGCCAGCGAAAGGGCCAAGCUAAGAGCUGGACUGGCUGAGGACGAUUUCGAAGGCUUCUGCGUGAACACAGCGCCGAAUUCCGAGGAGGUGCGUGAGAAUGUCAUCGAGAAACCGGCGACCGAUGCCUUCAGACAUGAUGCCCAGUACAUGGCAACCCACAUCAGCAUUGCGCCGCCAGAGUCCAAACUGGACCUCACGGUGCGCGACACACGUGCCCUUCCAACCCCGGCAAGUCUUGGUGCAGUGCAUUCAGCCUUAGGACAUCCGCUGCGAAGUGACCGAAAUGGCUUUGCACCUGCGGGGCAUCCGUCUGAUGAGUUUUAUGAUGCAGCUGCAGCCCGCGCACCGCCACAACCGGUACCUGACACCACACAGAAACUAGAAAAUGAGUUCCUUGAAACUAUCGAGGCAUCCUGGUACACUGGAGAUGCAGAACCAGAUCUUUGGAGGCAAUAUGCCAAGCGAGCGGAGGAACUGCUGAUUACAAUGCCAUUGGAUCGCAUUCUCAGAGUUCUCAAAGCAUUUGUCAUGGCAAAGUACCGUGGACCAGAUCUCCUGAAUCGCAUUGCGGCUGAACUUGCUAGGGAAACCAAGAAUGCAUCCUCAACAAGACUGUGCCAAGUCUUCCACUGGCUUGCCAAAGCUGGCAUCCGCGAUCAGACUUUGAUGUCACUGAUGGGUAACGAGGCGCUCUUCCGCCUGUCCGAUGAUUUUGUCCUGGACAUGUAUAUCGAGGUGAUGAAUGCCCAUGCACGGCUCGACCUUCGUAAUCCUCGUUUGGUGGCUGCCAUGUUGCGGGAGAUGGCACCCUUCUUUCGUGAACUUAGCAAGGACCAGUGUAGCGCUGUGGCACCUUUGACAGUGAUGACCGUUUUCUCGGAUGAUGCACGGGUGCAAUACCUUUCUCGCUGCGCGGAGUUGAAUAUGGGUUUGCCUGUCCGAAUGACACAACCUGCAGUUCUAAAGCAAUUCCGUCUUCUAGAAGAUUGCCUGCGACUAGACUAUCAUCCCACCAACCUUCCAGGGCAAGUCCAGUUAUGGCUGCAAAAUUUGAAAGCAGAAAGUGAGGCCCUGGACAACGUGGAGUCUACGCCGCUCUCGCCUGUGGAAGAUGAUAUUUGCCGAGUCCUCCAGGAAGAAAUGAACGUUGCCGUGACCCCCUGCUUGCCUGACGGUGUUCUGACGCUCCAUCUCGUCAUGGGGAAGACUGUCUUGCAGGUCAUGGAUGAGUACCACGAUUACUACGUCACGGCUGCAAUGAACGAGGGCCACCAGAGACAGCGCUUGAUCCGUGCAGAGACGAAGCUGCAGCAGAGGCUAAUCUGGCGCCGUGGCUGGAGGCUCCUGACGCUGGAUGCAGAAGAGUGGAGGAAACUCACAGACGACAUCUACAAAAAGGACUUGCUUGAGGAGCUGCUGGUGCAUGGACAAAGGAGCAUUCGCCACUAGCUGCAUCUAGCUGCUCUACGGCCAUGUUCUGCCGGGGUGCUGUGUUUUCGAAUCCACACCAGAGUCUCACAGCAAUGGAUCCAACGGACAAAGUCCAACUGGGGCUACCGGGUGUUGUGUCACAUCUUCCAGGGGUGUGCCAUGAUCCUGCU